Molecule: messenger RNA, 291 nt
Organism: Ostertagia ostertagi
Lineage: Eukaryota; Metazoa; Nematoda; Chromadorea; Rhabditida; Trichostrongylidae
Source: the annotation of a GenBank genome assembly
AUGUCCCGUCACAGUAUGGUAAAGUGUCCGAUAGCCCAGAAUGAGCUCCAUAACUGUCACCCAUUACAGGUCGUCGAUGCAAAAGCCGUUCACCCUGAACAAUGUGCUGUUCAUUAUUUUGAAUUGCUCACGUCAACCGAGUUCACAGGAACAUUCUCCUCACUACAGUAUGCCACCUAUAAAGGAGAAGUAGUCACGAAUCAAGGAUACGGUCGCAUGGUGGGCCCAGAGCCGGGCGAAGUGCUGUAUAUGACCGGACAUCGAUCGGAUAGCUGUCCAUCUUUCCGGUGA